This is a messenger RNA of Colletotrichum spaethianum, 2850 nucleotides long. RefSeq lists its product as uncharacterized. The coding region runs from base 1 to 2850 and encodes 949 amino acids. The transcript has 4 exons. Lineage: Eukaryota; Fungi; Ascomycota; Sordariomycetes; Glomerellales; Glomerellaceae. The record is from RefSeq and is a predicted model, not a curated record.
AUGCCGAGCCUGCGCGCCCAGGCCAGUACGCACCGACAACCCAGUCCUUAUACUGAAGAUGAAAUGAUAAAGCGCGCGAUGAUGGAUGACCUUGGUACUAUCCGCAUCGAUGAGCUGCCGCUUGACGACACUCCCAAAUCAAGAGCCAUUCCCCCGCGUCCUCGUCGUGCUCCUGUCAUCACCGAGCACAGCGAGGCUCUCAACGGCUACCUUGCCAUGGCAGAAAAGGGUAUCGACGAUGCUGAGGCCCUGGCUGUCAGAGACCUGAAUGAUCUGGGUGGCCCCAGCAUUUACCGUCCGAUUGCAGGCCCAUCCAAAAACUUUGUGGCGGAAGCUCGUCGUCCUCCGUCAACCAUGAACGCAAUGAAGACGAGUCAGAAUAGCAUUCUGCUUGCUCCCGGCACUGUGGUUCGUCGAUUUACCUCUAGCAAAGGUGUCUCCGAGAAUGCUCCUGUUGCCUCGAACAAUAUGGGCCUAGUUGCUGGCCUACAAUCCGGUAACAAUGCAACAACAGAUGCGUCCAAGAAGCCCUUGCCUCCUCACCUAAGGAUGCAGAAGAAGACGGAGACCCCACUGUCCAACAAGUCGGGUUCUGAGAAUGGAAACUCCAUUCAAGCCUCCAAGUCAGCCACGACAAACGACUCUGCGGCUUCUCAUGCAAAAGAGAAGAUGGUGCGACUUACCAUCCCGGCGGCGUCAGAGAAACUUCCCCAGAGUCUGGGUGUAGUCAAUGAGUCCAAGAAGAGUCGAUCUUCUGCCCCUGAUACCAACAUCGUCAAGCAUAACCAUCACUCUGACCAGAACAUCUCGGAGGACGAGGUUGUGAUCUAUUGGACUGGUUCCUGCAGGACUUGGCUUCCUGAGCAGGGCAAGGAAUGCACAGUCACUGUUGAUCUCAAGAUUAUCAACACUGCACAGGAGAUCGAGGGACAAUCUCUUUUUGUCAUGACGCUCCCCAAGGUUUUCGUCAAGCGUCACAGCAUGAGGUCCUACCUUCUCGGAAUGCCGAAGAACGAGAGCUGUGUCGUUCAAUUCGUGAACCCCGACACCGGUGUGCAGGAGGGUCGUUAUCACCUGAAAUUUGAGAACACGUCGACAGCCACAGAGUUUCAACAUCGUGCGGCGUUGCUGCAGAAAGUCAUGGGUUAUCUUAGUGACGUGGCUGCUGCGAGCAACGAUAUGGCCAUUGAGCCUGUCUCUGCCACUGAGGAGACUGCGGCCAAGAAGCAACCGCUCCAGCCCGAAUCAUCGGUCACUGUGGCACCCCUGAAGGACGCUAUAGAUAUUGCAAAGGCAAAGAACGAUCCAAACACGGCAACCGAGGAUAUUAAGCCGUCCAAGGAGGCUGAAGUCAAAAAGCACACUUCCAACAAGUCGAGAGACAUCACGGAUGUCAUGACAGAUGCCUUCAACAAUCUUUCCCUCAAUAAGGUCAAGGAUGCCGAUAUGUACAAGGCCAAUAGACAGCGGGUUCAGUACAGCGCGAAAGAGCUGCUGAAGCAGCGAUCUUCUGCUGAGGCUCCUUCUGGUAUUACCGAAGCCAAGAUUCCCCUUCAACGACAUGGGAAUCAGCCAAAGAUUCAGCCCCCUACUCAAGACAGCUCCAAGCACGAUAACCAGUCGAUGAAACCGCAGUCUAUUCAUGACAGCGCUAAGCUGAGGGACUGGAUGGCAGGCAAAAAGACUCAGCCGCAGACAAAAGGAGGCUCUGAGAUCUCAAUGCCUGGCUUGUCUGAUGCAGUCCGGUAUCAGAAGGCAGUUGCGGUCACUGCCAAGUCUUCGAUUCAAACCAGCAGACAAGCGUCAUCGGAGAACAAGUUUGGCGAAGUUAUUGCCGACAAGGAGCAGGCCCGUGUCAAAGAAACGCUCAUGGAGAACGACAGGGGCACUAUUAAGGUCAACAACGGAGCUGAGAAGAUGGGUGCGACAGAGAUCUGUGCCAAUUUCACCGCUUUGGAGCCGAAGGAUGCAAACAUCAAUAUCGAACCCGAGGUUACUGUUGCUCAGGCUACUCCCGCCGAAGAAGCUGAGAUCUCUAGUCAACCCAAUAAGUCUGAUGAUGGAGCUGCGGAUUCGAAUGCCUCAAGCGAUUCUGCGGUUGAAUUUCAGACUUCUCCCAAAAAUGACCGCCCUUCCACCGUUGCCACUAAUCAGAAUGACCAGAAGACGAUGGACGAUCCUAUCCCGCCCUUCGAGAUGGCAGCACAUGACCCUACUCCUGCCACUGGCACUGACAAGCAAGAUGGAUCUGUGGAGGAGGCACCUUCUGCGGUGGUCUCCGAGGCGCCUGCGCAGACCAUCCCCAUGUUGACCACCACUAUGACCCCUGCAGCGCCUUCUGCAGUUCGUACCGAUCUUCUUUAUGGACUUCACAGCCAAACCAGUCAGGAAAUGUGCAAUCUCAUGCCUGAACCUCAACUGGCAUCGCCACAAAUUUCGGCGCCUCUCGUGGCCACACCACAUAUGAUCCACCCCCAUGCCACUUAUGUGCCUCAGAUGAAUGCGCAGCCCAUGAUCCCUGGCAUUCAACAGUAUCCCCCAAUCGGUAUCGUGCACGCUGUAAGCGUCACCUACCACAUCAGUCACGCCGGACAACCUGAUGGACAGAGGAGCAAUGCUGGUCAAGUGCACGUGCCUGUCAUUCACCACGUUACCGACUUCGGCGGACACCAGACGGGCAGAGCACUCUCACCUGAUGCACAAGCGUUCCAACCUCAGUUCCAGGGCCAAGUCCCUCAAGGGAACCCCGGCCAGAAUCGUAUGCGGAGAGGACUUGAGAGCUCGAUUUUUGCCACUGGACACAGCGGCGCAAAGCACGCUGGUCGUUUUACUGGGGCUUCUUCUGAGUGA